AUGCAAUAUAACUUUAAGGUACGCCAAUCUGGCACAUAUUGGUACCAUUCGCACAAUAUGGGCCAGUACCCCGACGGACUGCGAGGCCCUAUCGUUGUGCAAACUCCCGAUACUCCAUUCGACUUCGACGAAGAAUUCACCCUUACCUUGGGAGAUCACUACCACGAACAAAUGCCUUCUCUGCUUAACAAAUAUGAGUCUCUUCGAAAUGGAGCCCAUGGGGGCCUAGAACCUCUUCCAAAUUCCUUGCUGAUCGGUUUCGCGCAGACAACCCAGAUAGCAUUAUACGUGUGUGGCUUCUUCAUUGCCAUGUAG
Messenger RNA from Hirsutella rhossiliensis, 315 nucleotides. Its product is annotated as multicopper oxidase domain-containing protein. The record is from RefSeq and is a predicted model, not a curated record. The transcript has 4 exons. Bases 1 to 315 code for a protein of 104 amino acids. NCBI's taxonomy places the organism in Eukaryota, Fungi, Ascomycota, Sordariomycetes, Hypocreales, Ophiocordycipitaceae. Gene Ontology annotation, molecular function: copper ion binding.